AGUAGUCCGCGUGGAGCUAAGGCGGUGCGCUCUCGUAGGGGCCGGUUUGCUGGGCAGCCGGGGAGUUGGAGCUCCCAGCCGCGGGGCAAUCUGUACCAUGGACGGUCUUCGGCAGCGCUUCGAGCACUUCCUAGAACAGAGGAACUUUAUCACCGAAGCCCUCGGGGCGCUCGAAGUCAGGACCGGAGUCGAGAAGCGCUACCUCGCUGCGGGAGCCGUCACGGUGCUAAGCCUGUAUCUUCUGUUCGGCUACGGGGCGCCUCUACUGUGCAAUGUGAUAGGAUUUGUGUACCCCGCGUAUGCGUCAAUCAAAGCUAUCGAGAGCCCAAGCAAGGAGGACGACACUGUGUGGCUCACUUACUGGGUGGUGUACGCCCUCUUCGGACUAGUGGAGUUCUUCAGCGAUCUACUCCUGUUCUGGUUCCCUUUCUACUACGCGGGCAAGUGCGUCUUCCUGUUAUUCUGCAUGACGCCGGGCCCCUGGAACGGGGCCCUGCUGCUGUACCACAGGGUGGUGCGACCGCUGUUCCUCAAACAUCACGUGGCCCUCGACAACGCCGUCAGCCAUCUCGGAGGAAGAGCUCUGGACGCAGCAGCUGGGAUCACUCGGGACGCCAAAUCAAGACCGAGCCUGCCACAGACACACAAAUGAAGCCCUCUCUCGGCCAGGGCAUAGAUCCCCUAGCCAACGACAAGGGACAGGCACUUGAGCCCAAGGCCUCCAGUUCAUCCAUGGAUUUCCAGACAGAGUC
Jaculus jaculus (lesser Egyptian jerboa) is the source of this 752-nucleotide messenger RNA. It is a transcript of the gene Reep6, whose product is annotated as receptor accessory protein 6. The record is from RefSeq and is a predicted model, not a curated record. Bases 98 to 652 code for a protein of 184 amino acids. NCBI's taxonomy places the organism in Eukaryota, Metazoa, Chordata, Mammalia, Rodentia, Dipodidae. The transcript has 5 exons.